UUAACAUGCUUUGCCCUACAUUUGAAGACAACGAAUUUGGAGUUCAUUUCCGGGUGGGAAAGCCUAUCUGGCAAUCGAUUUCUACACACAACCAAUGGAAAGACUGUCGACCAUCUGACAUAUGGCUACCGAGAACUGGCAACAGGUCGGUUGGGACCUGAAGAAGAGUGAUACUAGCAGAACCAGCGAACUGCCUCGUCCAAUCUUAUGGGACACUGCACGUGCUACGGCUGGUUUCGAUACUUCAUUUCCUGUUGGAGUGGAUACCGAGCCCACUGUCCGAACAAAGUCAGUUCAAUUUUCACUUAAAAAUGAAGAGGACGUGCAGUUCGAUACCAAGGCCUUUAGGGAACAUUCGAUCGGUGUUUUCAGGAAGACACUGUUUCAGGCGGUCCUCUUCAUCGAUCUGUUGGAAGCCAUCUGGAUCGGCGCCGUUGUUGCAGUCUUCCUAUUCAUUCCUGAGAUACGGAUUGUCUUUGUCGGAUCAGCCCAGCCCGGCCUUAACAACACGACACUCCACAGUUCCCCCAACAUCAGCAACAACACCAUGGAAGACGUUACGCUUUCGAAAGGAUCGGCAUGGCUGAUCGCUUUUUGCUUACUGUUCAUUGUUACAUUUGUAACGACGUGUGUUAUCACAUUUGUUUUUGAAAGAAGAGAGAAGAGGGUUCCAUCUCAACUCUUCCUAUUCUUGCUGGUAAACACCUUUGCCUUACUGAUGGGUGACAUUGCUUGUUUGUAUCAAACAGAAGUGAUGUUGUCAGUGAUGUGCCUUGUCGGCUUUGCAUUUAUUCAACUUCUUCUCUAUCUUAUAUGCACUAAGAGGUCUCCAUUAUCUAAUUCACCUCACUGCACGGCGAUGGCGCUCGUCUUCCAUAUAUGUUUGAUGUCUGGUGUUGCAUUUUCAAUCAGCGACCUAGUCUACAAAUCUCCUUGGUACUAUGGCCUCAGUUCAUUCCUUAUUUCGACAUUCUUUCUUGUGGCAGCCUUGUACCAUGCAUGGCCAGGCAACGAGCAUGAUUGCAUGAACGAGCUGCGUCGAUCUCAUGUCUACAGCUACAGAGCACUCAAAGUCUGGUUUGCCGUCCCACUUGCUAUCGCCGUUUGUUUCUGCAAAAAGCGUUCCUUGCCAAGCAGCACAGAGAACGAAGCGGAGACAGAAUCAAACAAAGACGCUGAUCUGUGAUGAAAAUGAAGCCAAGUUACCGGAAUUGAGAGAAAUAUGUUGCCUUCAUAAUAAAUAAACAGAGCGAAGAGGUGAUACUUAGUUCAGGAUCAACAGCUGCUGAUGAUCUUCGACAGGAGUUCCUUUCCAAGGAGCACAGAGAACGAAUCGGAGACAGAACGAACGAGAAACGCUGACCUGUGAUGAAAAUGGAGCCAGCUUACCAGGAAUGACUGAGUGAAAUAAAUUUACUUCGUAAUAAAUGUAACCGACGAAGAUGGUUCCGGAUCAACAUCAGUCUGUAGAUGAUUUUUAUAACCAAUAGGCGGACUGAUAUCAGAAUAAUAACAGAUUGUUUCGAGUUCGACUAUUGCAAAAGUUCGUUGGCUAAUUCUUGAAGUUAACUGUGUUAUUAUUGGAAUCUGAUUUAGCUACCAAAUUUCAUCUGCGUAGCAAAUGACAGGAAAGGGCAGAUCAACAUGUCAGCUGUCAAUUUUGUAUACACAACAUCCCAGUCAAACUCCAGUUUGACCUGCAGACACUACUUCUAGUGUAAAGCAAGUUUGCACGGUUCUGUUGGCGGGGCAGAGAGAAAGUAAGAAUUGCCAAUUGCGAAGAUUCAGUUUAAAUUCAAUAAGAAGACGUUACUUAGAAAUA
Lineus longissimus is the source of this 1822-nucleotide messenger RNA. RefSeq lists its product as uncharacterized. The record is from RefSeq and is a predicted model, not a curated record. The transcript has 11 exons. NCBI's taxonomy places the organism in Eukaryota, Metazoa, Nemertea, Pilidiophora, Heteronemertea, Lineidae. The coding region runs from base 122 to 1186 and encodes 354 amino acids.